Molecule: messenger RNA, 2375 nt
Organism: Jaculus jaculus (lesser Egyptian jerboa)
Lineage: Eukaryota; Metazoa; Chordata; Mammalia; Rodentia; Dipodidae
Gene: Fam174b
Product: family with sequence similarity 174 member B
Exons: 4
Coding region: 1-606 (201 amino acids)
Source: RefSeq, a predicted model, not a curated record
AUGCCUGCCCCGCCCACGCGGGGCCGCAGCCCGGCUAAUGAGUCGGUGCAACGUGUUGCUGUUGGUGGCGGCGGCGGCGGCGGCGGCGGGGGCAGCGGCGCGGGCUCUUCCGGGCUCCGCAGCUUCCUGCCCAGCGCCGCGCAGCCGCCGGGGCGCCUGCUGCUGCUGCUGCUGCUCGCGCUCCUGGCCGCGCCCGCCGCCCGCGCCAGCAGAGCCCAGCCCGCCCCGGCCUCCGCCCCGGCCCCAGCCGGGCUCCAGCCGCCGCCGCCGCCGCCGCCGCCUCCCGGCCCGGGGCCCGGCAACGGUACCCAGCCCGCCGGCGGCCGAGGCGCCUCCAACAGCAGCGGCGACGCCCUGGUGACCCGCAUCUCCACGCUGCUCCGAGACCUGCCCACCCUGAAGGCGGCCGUGAUCGUGGCGUGCGCCUUCAGCGCGCUGCUCGUCGCCUGCCUGCUGCUGCGCGUCUUCAGGCUGGGAAAGAGACUGAAGAAGACUCGCAAGUACGACAUCAUCACCACUCCUGCCGAGCGCGUGGAGAUGGCCCCUUUGAACGAAGAGGACGAUGAGGAUGAGGACUCCACAGUAUUUGACAUCAAGUACAGGUAAAACCGUUUUCUACUGUGUUGGCGUUCUGUGGAAAGUUGGUCAGCUGCAGCCUGGGGUGCGAGGAUCCAGGAGCUGUCUCUCACCUGAGGUGUCAAAACAAACAAAAGCCAAUGUUACUUGUGCAACUCUGGCUCCAGUGUGCAUGUCCGGCAUCUGCCCAGAAUGUCUCCAAGUCAGCACACAAGGCCCCCCUCAGCCACCCUUGGGUGCCCCUUUGAAAUGCCCCAUACCCUUGAAGGGGUUUUUCUGCCCUCCUAAGAAGCCAAUGGUGGAAACAUGUUGAUUAGAAAGAGCUUUUUUCCCAGAGGCUGCUGAGGAGAGCGGAGCUGAGGUGAGGAGGGCCGAGCAUCUCACGAGCCGGGGCUGCAGCUGCGUGCGGGUUGCUGACCCCGCCUUCUUUCUGGCAUCUUCCUGACUUCGACAGGCCUGACUUUAUUUUGGUACGGGGCUGUGGGACAUUUCGGAGUGGACAUGCUUAGAGCCGGACCAGCUCCACAGACGAGUACACAGUAUGAAGAGUACAUACAUCAGGACUUUGCUGCACUGCCCCCUUUUAAGAAUUUAAGCAGAAAUAGUCAUGGCUAGUUCACAAAGAAUUUCAAAUUUCCAAUAUCAGGGAACAAAUUGUAUGUGCACGUGCGUGGGUGUGCAUACCUAUCAAAUAAUUUCUCCCCUCGAGGGAAAGGAAAUCACUAGGCAGCUUUUUGUUAGCAGUUGUUUUGGAGGUUUUAAGACAUUUCUCUGUCUUGUCCAUAGUUCUGUGUUGUCUGUCUGAGAAAUAUGUUAAAAAGCCACUGAGGCAAUUUAAAUGAAUGGUGGUUUGGAUAGCUGAAAAAAAAACCCACAAAAGAAUUAAAAGAAGGCACACUAUGAAGUCAGUCUGGGCCGUGCUGGAUUGGAAGCCCUCCUCGACCCACUGGCAUGGGAGGGAGAAGGGCUCAGGCAGGUGCCGGGGUGCCCGAAGGAAGCAGGCCCCAGUGGGCUACUCAGGUUCCUGAAGGCCUGCCACUUGCCCUUCUGAAUUGCUUCUCAUAGAUGGUUCUCGGAGCAAGGCUAGCAGCAGUGCCUUUGGGACCCAGGAGUCUGUUGAGUCUGGAAUGGCAUUUGUUCUUUAGCUCUUUUUCACCGUCUUGCCUUUGCUCUAGGGUCUGAGUAUUUACCCUUUUGUUGCCCCAUUCCAUCGCUUUGGAUGAAACCUCUCACCACACUGGCCUCAGCCCUACCUGCAGGCUGUCCACUCUCCUGACAGGGGCCAUGGCGGCGGUGGCAGUAAGUGGGAAAGGUUGCCCUGGCUCCUGAGGCCCAGCUGGGCACGGCUGCUCUGCAGCUCAGUAGAGGCGUGUUGUUCUCUACAGGGAGUAGGGAGACCCCCGGAAGCCUGGUCCUGGCCACGGUGUUGUGCCUGCUCUCCUGAGCGCCUUCAUUUCUCCUCUGUCAUCAUCUCCCUCCCUCCCUCCCUGCCCUUUGUUUGCCAGAGGAGGGGGCCGUGUCGGUGACUCCAGGAAGCACCUUGCAGCUGUGCAUCCUCUCAGCCUUGGAACUGGAACCACUGCCUCUCACUCCUGACCCACAACUGCAGCUGAAUUGUCAGGACAGCAGGAUUCUUCUGCCUUACAGAUAAAACACCACGAAUCUGCCCAUCAGCCAUUCACCCCUGGGCCUGGCAGGAAUGGCAGUGGCAGUGACCUUUCAAAUCCUUGGUGACACUUCGGUGCCACCAGCCUUUAAAUCAAGACCCUUGAAAAAAAAAUAAAGACCUUUUAAAAUGA